Penicillium robsamsonii is the source of this 418-nucleotide messenger RNA. Its product is annotated as Sm-like protein LSM2. The record is from RefSeq and is a predicted model, not a curated record. Bases 57 to 353 code for a protein of 98 amino acids. Gene Ontology annotation, cellular component: precatalytic spliceosome; U4/U6 x U5 tri-snRNP complex; U6 snRNP. The transcript has 3 exons. Gene Ontology annotation, molecular function: RNA binding. NCBI's taxonomy places the organism in Eukaryota, Fungi, Ascomycota, Eurotiomycetes, Eurotiales, Aspergillaceae. Gene Ontology annotation, biological process: mRNA splicing, via spliceosome.
CCAGCACACCUCUCCUCAUCUAAGCACCCCUCCAAGCUUUCCUAUCCACCGCAACCAUGCUUUUCUUUAGCUUCUUCAAGACUCUGACAAACCAGACGGUUACCAUUGAGCUCAAGAAUGACAUCCGCAUUCGUGGAAUCCUGAAAUCGGUCGACCAAUACCUAAACAUCAAGCUCGACGAUAUCGAAGUGUUGGAUCUGGCCAAGUAUCCUCACCUGUCUUCGGUGAAGAACAUGUUCAUCCGUGGAAGUGUGGUGCGGUACGUGAUGUUGCCUCGGUCGGAGGUUGACGUGGGGUUGUUGGAGGAUGCCACACGGCGAGAGGCUGCCAACCAGGCUGGCAAAGCUCGGUAAACGACCAUGACCUCAAUUUUACGACAAAUCACGCAUCGCGCUCUUCCAAUACUGUUGUUCUCACC